Molecule: messenger RNA, 1963 nt
Organism: Paraphaeosphaeria sporulosa
Lineage: Eukaryota; Fungi; Ascomycota; Dothideomycetes; Pleosporales; Didymosphaeriaceae
Exons: 3
Coding region: 116-1639 (507 amino acids)
Cellular component (GO): nucleus
Source: RefSeq, a predicted model, not a curated record
CUUCACUCACCACCGUCGCCCGCUGUAUAUCCCCUUCAUCCUCACCCUUACCCACGAGCUAUUCACUUGGCCCACUGCCUUAUUUCCCUUCGCUUUCCGCUUGGCCAGCACCGACAUGGCGCUGCCAACCACCACCGUGGCGUGGUCAAACCCGCUACAGCCACCCGCCUACAAUCCCGUUGCUGCGCGCACGACGCUGGCACGACCUCCACCCGCCCAACCAGCCGCCGUCCCGUCCGAGAAACCGAAGAAGGUGGAGUGGACGCCCGAGGUCCGCGACUACGUGGGACGUGCUUUCGAGCCCGAGAAUACUAUCGCCGGCAUCUCUAAGGAAGAUACCACGAACAAACUGAGGGACGUUCUCAGCUACUUUGCUGAGCGGAGUCAGCUCGAGGGCAUCGAUUGGUCUACCUAUCCCUUGCCACAAGAGUUACUGCGGGACGAGCGCGCCGCUGCGUGGGCUCAAGCCCAGAACAACUCUCUCCUCUCUUCUCCUCACGGCCCCGCUAAUUCCACCUUUGACACUCCCCAAUCCAAGAAGCGCAAGUCGCAAGACAAAACGGAUCUGUCAGAAUCGGCAGACGCCUCUGUCCCGCCUUGGCGCCGAACUAACCUAGAAUCUCGCAUCACGUACGCAAAUGGCCACAGUGAGAAGCGCCAUAAGAAGAAUGCUCUAUCUGGAGAUGCCACUAGUAAGUUCGAUCAGGCUGAUCUGGAAAAGCGCAAGCAGCGUUUCCAGUUGAGCAAGAACGGAAAUUCUUCAACACCGCCAUGGAACUCCCCUAAGCCUGAUUCCGAUGCAGACAUGGAUAAUACCCCAUGCGUUGGCACCAACAUGAGUCUCGAGAAGAGCUAUUUCCGUCUGACAGCGCCCCCUAAGCCGGAAACUGUGCGACCUCAACACGUGCUCGAGAAGACCUUAGCCAUGCUGAGAAAGAAAUGGAAGGCCGACAAGAACUACGGCUACAUGUGCAACCAGUUUAAAUCCUUGCGUCAGGACCUUACCGUGCAGCACAUCAAGAAUGACUUCACUGUGAAAGUUUACGAGAGUCACGCCCGGAUCGCGCUGGAGCAGGGGGAUAUGGGUGAGUAUAACCAGUGCCAGACACAGCUGAAGGCCUUGUAUUCGCAAAAUUUGGCUGGAAACCCGGACGAAUUCACCGCCUAUCGCGUCCUCUACUUUGUGUAUACGUGCAACAAGACCGACAUGAACGACUUGUUGGCAGAAUUAACCCCCGCAGACAAAAUCAAACCGGAGAUCAAACAUGCACUUGACGUACGCUCAUCGUUGGCCGUCGGCAACUACCAUAAGUUUUUUAGACUGUAUACCAUCGCACCAAGAAUGGGCUCGUACUUGAUGGACAUGUUCAUCGAGCGCGAGCGCUUGCAUGCUCUCGCUAAUAUCUCUAGAGCAUACAUGACUGUCGGGCUUCGUUUCCUCACGGAUGAACUCCAAUUUGGAGACGAUGAUGAAUGCCGUGAAUUUCUAGAGUCCCACGGUGCUUCACAAGCCAUCGACAAGAAGCUCGACGAGCACGGCAAACCGCAAUUCCGUGUCAAAGUGAAGGAGGCCGCCUCUGUAUUCGAAAGCCUUCGACAGGCUGCAUUUGCCUUGGUAGACAUCAAAGGCCAAAAAUGAGUUGCCUCACAACCUCGAUGCGAUCCAUGAUGUCGAAGCUCGUCUACUUCAACCUUUUGUCCACUUUUCAUGUUUUGCACGAUACCCUGCGCCACUUUCCCACGUCACCGUUCUGGUCGCCCAGAACCCGACGCAAGCUUUCUAAACAGCGAUCACCCGGUAGCCCCUUAUUUCGUUUGCUGUUCUCAAUCGACCGGAACGCGGGGAAGCCGCUUUAUGCGACACUGUGCGAACGUUCUAGGAUCUUCAAUCUCAAACACGAGACGUCUGGAGAGUCUUCCUACGGAACACCCCGCGCCCGAGUGAAUCCACUUGGACCCCUUA